Messenger RNA from Chelonoidis abingdonii (Abingdon island giant tortoise), 5686 nucleotides. NCBI's taxonomy places the organism in Eukaryota, Metazoa, Chordata, Testudines, Testudinidae. The record is from RefSeq and is a predicted model, not a curated record.
UCAAUAUUCCCUUCCAUCUCCUUUGCUUCGGAUCCUACUGAAUUCACAGUAAGAAGAACUGGACAAGCAUCAGCCCACGUUGUCUCUUCUGCCUUGGGUCUGGAGCAUAAGGAGAGCUGCUGCACAUGUGUGAGACAAUGGACACUGCUUGUUAGAAUUUACGGACUCAAGCGCGUGAUGUGCAUGCACACCUACAUGUGGAAUACAGAUAGGGACCACAGAUCUCCAAGAACUUGCACUUACAGGUGAAAGUAGAAGCCUCCUGGGAUUCCACAGUCCAUAACUGCCUUCAGCUCAGUAAAGGAACAGCAACAGAUGAAAGGGUUUUCCUUAUUGUGAGAGUGACAGUCCAGCUCAGCCAUCCUGCAGAAAUGCAGCUAGUGCUACGCAAACGUAUCUGCGUUAAUGUCUACGGGAGACAGGGUUUUGCACAGAGCUUCCUGAGAAGAAUGUCUCCCCGAAGUUCCAUUCCUGGCUGUGGAGUCACCUUUGAGAUAGUCUCUAAUAUUCCAGAGGAUGCUCAGGGAGCUGAGGAGCGGGAAGCACUAGCAAGGAUGGCAGCUAAUGUUGAAAACGCAGCUUCGGCUGACUCAGAAGCCUAUAUUGAAAAGUACCUGCGGAGUGUGCUGGCAGUGGAGAACAUUCUCACCUUGGAUCGUCUUCGCCAGGAGGUUGCAGUGAAAGAGCAGUUAACAGGGAAAGGAAAACUUAACAGGAGGAGUCUGAGCUCUCCCAGUGUCAAUCGGAUAUCUGGAAGCCGUCAAGAUUUAGCUCCCCCGUACAACCUUGGCAGUCACAAGGGUCGAUGGGAGAGCCAGCAAGAUAUAUCCCAAAUUUCAACACGUUCUGAUAGUGGGAUAACCCCAUCUCAUACAUCUUUGUCAAGCUCUGCUCAGCAAAACCAUUCCAAUGAUCCAGGACUCAGUAGCCUGGCUGCCUCCUACCUGAAUCCAGUAAAAUCCUUCGUGCCUCAGAUGCCAAAGCUGCUUAAGUCUCUCUUUCCUGCUAGAGAUGAGAAAAAGGGCAGGCAGACCUCUCCUCUUGCCCAGCAGCCUGUCCCACGAAUUAUGGUUCAGUCUGCCAGCAUUGAUGCCAGUGCUACAAAGUUAAAACAGAUUAACCAAGAAGGGGGGAAAGAACCAUUUGAAAUGGCCAUGCAAUCUACAAAGGCAGAAAAGAACCAAGAAAAGAUGCCCAAAGUGCCUUCACAGCAGCAUACCACAGACAUUCAGGCACAGGACUCCCAAGAGGGGCCUCCAAGUCCCCUGAGUGAAGCCUCAAGCGGUUACUUUUCUCACAGUGUUUCAACAGCGACUCUGUCUGAAGCGCUCACUCCAUUGAACGAAGCGAUUGUUCAGACAGGUGGUCAAACAUCUACAGUGAGCAGCAUCUCCCCACCCACCCCAGCUGUUCAAGUAACUUCUGCUACUGACAUUUCAAUGCAGACAGAGUGCGCUUCAGAGGGCUACCCUGCUGUUAAAAGAGAUAAUCAAGCUGCUUCUGACCUCAGUACUGCCCAUGUGAGACCUAAGGACAGCAGCAAUGUGAAUGGUAAUGAGCAUCUAAAGUCCAAGUCCUUUGCCCCCCCCGUGACUCAGAGUGAAGAACUAGAUGUUGCCUCUAUAGCCAUUGAUGCAAAAAGCUACAUUUCUACCUCCAUCCCAAAGAAAGCGCUGCUGACCAAACAGAUAAUGGCUUCAACAGCUGGAGAGUCAGUGGGACAAGCUGCCAGGGAAAAGGACCACACAAAGCCCACCUCUGCUUCAGAAUCAAGAGCUCCCAAACCACAACCCGUCCUUUUGUCGCAGCCCAACGCUACAGCCUCUCCAUUCAAAAUCCAAAAAGUCAGGACAUCUGAGCUCAAAUCUUUUACAUGCAUGCUGGGGGGAGAUUCUGGGUGCUCUUCAAGCCCAGAGGAAGAGGAGAGAGAAAAGAACCAGGUGACAGCACAAGGGUUGAGCCAUAAUGGUGCGGAGACAGCUGAUGAAAAACUGGAAGCGGCUUCUGAUUCUGAAGAUGCCAAUGAAAUCCCAGAAUGGCUAAAAGAGGGAGAAUAUGUCACUGUUGGCACAAAUAAGACAGGCACAAUUAGAUAUGUUGGCCCCACUGAUUUUCAAGAGGGGACAUGGGUUGGUGUGGAACUCGAUUUGCCUUCAGGUAAGAAUGAUGGUUCCAUUGGGGGAAGGCAGUACUUCAAAUGCAACCCAGGCUAUGGGCUUCUCGUGAAACCAAACAGAGUGAAAAAAGCCACCGGAGCAGCAAGACGGCGAAGCACUGGGCUUAGGUUGCAAGGGGGAACUACGCCCGAGAACCGGAAGAGGAACAAUUUCUCAGGCUCAGCCUCCAACCUGACAUCACUGACAGCCCUAGCCAAAAUGGAAGGAUCUGCUCUCCAACCUGAGAAGAUGCAGAAGAAUGCAGAGAACAGGAAAUCUUGGGCUAACUGAAAGAGGCUUAGAGGCCCCACAAGCUGGUUCAAAAAUAGCUUGUGAAGCUGUCACCGAAGUGGAUGUGCUUGCAGUGUUAAACCAACCUGGUAAACUUAGCUCUGGCAAACACUAAAGGAGGAGUUUUUCUCUACUUUUGUUGCUGACAUGUUAUAUCUUUCCCUUGUCAUGGUGAUGGAUCUGUGUGUUUAGGCUCCUGACACAAACUGAGACACUUCAUUGUGUGGCUUAUUUCAAAUAGUGAAGGUUGUGGGAGGGGGUUUAAUGGUGCUGUUUUAAAUCAUUCACAGAAUGAACAGCCAGAUCGGUGAUUCAAAAUAUUGUAUGAGUUUCCAGCAGCUGCAAAAAAUUAACUGGAGAGAUUUCCCGAUCCACAACAUCUAUACUUCCUUAAACAUGGUUGGCAGUUCUGUAAACAUUAAAAUGCAGUAUGCAAGACUCCAUCCUUUUGGAAAAGCUGUGUCUGUAUCAGGCAAUAAUGAGAAACGGAUACGGUUAUAAAGAAGAAAGAAGUUUUAUUGCGAAGGAAGCAGAACAAAAAUAAUCAACUUGGUUACAUGACCUGGAACCAGUGCCUAUCUUGAAUAAUGUUCGUGUCUUUCUACUCUUAUUGAAAUCAGUGGGAUUCUAUCCUAUCAGUGGCUUUUGAUCCCUGUGUUUUCAAGGCAUAUUCAAAUUUAGUUAACCCACUAAAUAGAUUAUAGUUAUUUUAACAGGAUAUAGACUCUGUUCACCUUCCUUUCCUCCCUGGACACAGUGUGGAAUAUUGCUCUCGUUGUUCCUUUAGUUUGUCUUCAGGAUUUUAGCAAAAAUAUCAGUGUUCUCUAAAGUGCUACAGUAUUUAUAACAGCUUUUUCCAGUUCUGUCUGUACUACCUGUUGGUGACGUACUCACAAAGGAAGAUGUGAGCACCAUGCACAACCUUCACUGGCAUUUGCAUUUCACCAGGUCUCAUAAAGUGAAGGCCUGUUGUUCCCAUACUGAAUGAUCCAGUUGUAUUUAUUUUUAUUUAUUGUUUUAAAAAAUAUGAAAUACUUGCACUUCACAAUCGCCCACUGCCUGCCAUUGCACAUAGGCGCUCUGUUUAGCGUCAUACCGAAUAGCCUCCCUUUUGGACAGGCUCUUGCCUAGCCAGCAAAACCCUCUUGAGAUUGCCCCUAAAAUCACUUUAUUGGAACUGUUGCACAUUCUUCCUCAAAACUAACAUUUUUCUGGAGGGUGGGAGAACUGGGCUGGCUUUUGUUUUUAAACUUGAUUUUAUCUUUGGUGACCUUCACUAGUUUUUAAUUUCCUGUGAUAUUUUCUAACAAAUUACAUAAAGAAAAAAAUAAGACUUAAUUGUACAGUAUAUACAGAGCUUCUUAUACUUUGUUCAGUAAACACUGAGGGACUAGAAAUUUGAGCAAUAGAUGUUUAUAAUCUAUGUGAGGAACAUUCAGGAUGCUAAAUUAAUGGUUAAAACUUAAUAUGUAUCCAGCCUCUCUCCAUGCUGCACAGAUGUGUCUAAGUGCCUUAGCCAUCUGGUUCAGGUAUCCAAGGGAAACAUACAUUGUCAUCAAAGUAAACUGUAAAGGAGGUAGGGACGCUUAGUGCAGGAGAUAAUUAUGCUGAUUGACUGUAAUUAAUAUCAAUUUAUGCAGAAGGAAUAAAAAUUAAAAUAGAAACUAAUCAGUAGUUGGAAUAAAAUUUGGAAUGGGUCAGAAUACAGCAUUCUAAAUACUGCCAGGCAUUAGUACAUUCCUGUCAGCAUUGUAUAGUUCUGCUCUUUUCUAAGUUUUCGUAAAGGAAUUUAAAUGUACAGCCAGGUUUUUAAGAUUUUCAUAAAUGUUCUACUUUUUUCUUCCCCUGCACAAAGCUGCAACACGGGUUGUCGGACAGGGGUUUGCCACCCACUAGACCAGUGUUGGAAAACUUUUUAUAUUUCUCCUUUCAAGCCUGAAAACAUGGGGAAAUUAGCAACAAAGACUGGAGAAGCUAAAUCCUGAAUUUGAUGUUAGGAAUAACUGUUUUUCAUAAACAUGCGACCUGCAACAACAGAAUUUAUUUUAUUAAGCAAUGAGAUGGUACACUCUAACCAAGGUAACUUCUCAUAAUACUGCCUGGCAUUAUAAAACUCUCUCAAAUAUUUUUUUCCAAAUGAGCUUCACUUUUAUUCUUCCAGUAUGGGUACAGAUGGCUGGCUGCUGUGAAGCAUCUUCUUGACUUAGCUUUUAUUAGUCUCAUCAUUUCAUUUAUUGAAUUUGGGAAAAUCCUAACUUGUCCUUUUUAUUAGUCCCUUAUUUGGAGCAUACAGUGUUGUGAAUGGUAGAUCCGUGUUUUCUAUUAAUCCUCUAUUAAUCCCCUUUUGUCUUGCACUAUCAUAUCUUACCAACAGGGUCUGUCUCUGUAAAGAUUUUAUAUGUUAAAUGAUUGAUCUUCGCAGAUUUGAUCCAGUGCUUUCACUGGUAUUUGGGGACCAAGCAAAGGGAAGCUGGGUGAAUAUUUCAUUAUUUAUUUUACCUAGUCUGCAUUCCCUUUUGGCCAUGUUCACAUUGUGAUUCUGAUUGUGUAAACACUUCAGCUUGUGAGUGACGUUACUGAAGUGUUUGAAGAAUCAGGGUUUAGGGUAGAAACUCUGCCACCCACUAAAGCUUUGGCCUGGUAACCCUAACCUGUGUGCACAGGAUAUUUUUUCUAAUCAUGUUACAAAACUAUGCUACAAAAUAUCAGUACAGUUAUACAACAGCAUAAUUUGGCUGACAAGAAGGAAAUUGUGCUAGCACAGUGUGCUUUAAACAUAGCGGUUGCUAGCAUGUAUUCAGCCUACUUUGGACAAGGCCUUACACCAGUUUUAGGAAUGCCCAGAGAGCUCUCCUCAGCAAUUCAUCUUGAAUAAGGAAGCUGUGUUUUAGCGACAGAACUCUCAGACUUCAGUAGAUGGUUAGGAUGAAAUCCUGGCUCCAUUGAAGUCAAUAGUCAAACAUCCAUUGACUUCAGUGGACCCAGGAUUUCACCCAUAGAUUUUUUUUGCAUAUAGAUAGAUAGAUCUAUAUCUUCACCACACUGAUCAGGGCAGGCUUUAGGCCAAUUCGCCCCAUUCCCAGGGAUCGGGCCCCACACCUUAGGCGCCUUUUUAAUUUUUUUUCUUUACUCACCCGGCAGCAGUCUGCUCCGGGGUCUUUGGCAUUUUAGUGGUGGUGUCCACUCCAGGGUCUUCAGCAUUUCGGUGGUGGGCGGGGGGUCCGCUCUGGGGGUCUUUG